Peromyscus maniculatus bairdii (prairie deer mouse) is the source of this 2697-nucleotide messenger RNA. The record is from RefSeq and is a predicted model, not a curated record. Lineage: Eukaryota; Metazoa; Chordata; Mammalia; Rodentia; Cricetidae.
CGGCGGCGGCGGCGGCGGCGGCGGGCUAGCAGCGCGGCUCCCAGGGCCGCAGUCGCCAGCGUUUCCAGCGCCGGCUCACGGAGCUGGGCGUUCGGAGGACGCGCCUUGCCGAUCGGGAGAGGGAACCGAGGCGGCAGGGCUCACCGGGGCCGAUAGGUCGGCCGGGCGCGCUGGCCAUGCUUCUGGACGCGGGGCCGCAGUUCCCGGCCAUCGGGGUGGGCAGCUUCGCGCGCCACCACCAUCACUCGGCCGCGGCGGCGGCGGCGGCGGCUGCGGAGAUGCAGGACCGCGAGCUGAGCCUGGCGGCGGCUCAGAACGGCUUCGUGGACUCAGCCGCGGCGCACAUGGGCGCCUUCAAGCUCAACCCUGGAGCGCACGAACUGUCUCCUGGUCAGAGUUCGGCGUUCACGUCGCAAGGUCCGGGUGCAUACCCGGGCUCGGCUGCAGCUGCCGCUGCGGCCGCGGCACUGGGGCCCCACGCCGCGCACGUUGGCUCCUAUUCCGGGCCUCCCUUUAAUUCCACCCGGGACUUCCUGUUCCGCAGCCGCGGCUUCGGGGACUCGGCGCCGGGAGGCGGCCAGCAUGGGCUCUUCGGGCCGGGCGCGGGCGGCCUGCACCACGCGCACUCGGACGCGCAGGGCCACCUCCUCUUCCCGGGCCUCCCGGAGCAGCACGGGCCGCACGGCUCGCAGAACGUGCUCAACGGGCAAAUGCGCCUUGGGCUGCCCGGCGAAGUGUUCGGGCGCUCGGAGCAGUACCGCCAAGUGGCCAGCCCGCGGACCGACCCCUACUCGGCGGCGCAACUCCACAAUCAGUACGGCCCCAUGAAUAUGAACAUGGGGAUGAACAUGGCAGCGGCCGCAGCCCACCACCACCACCAUCACCACCACCCUGGUGCCUUUUUCCGCUACAUGCGGCAGCAGUGCAUCAAGCAGGAGCUCAUCUGCAAGUGGAUCGAUCCCGAGCAGCUAAGCAAUCCCAAGAAAAGCUGCAACAAAACUUUCAGCACCAUGCAUGAGCUGGUGACCCACGUCUCCGUGGAGCACGUCGGCGGCCCGGAGCAGAGCAACCACGUCUGCUUCUGGGAGGAGUGUCCACGCGAGGGCAAGCCCUUCAAGGCCAAAUACAAACUGGUCAACCACAUCCGCGUGCACACCGGCGAGAAGCCCUUUCCCUGUCCUUUCCCGGGCUGCGGCAAGGUCUUCGCGCGCUCCGAGAACCUCAAGAUCCACAAAAGGACCCACACAGGUAAUCGUGGGUCCGGAGUGGGAAACCGCACCUCGAAGAGAAACGCACGGGCUGAGCGCGCGCGCUUGUGUGUGUAUGUGUGUGUGUGUGUGUGUGUGUGUGUGUUCGCGUGUUCGGGAGCGCUGGGGGCUAACCACCAGCCAGAGACCUGGGAGAGUGCAGGACAGGCAGCGGCUUGUUUUUGUUGGAGGAUGGCAGAGUAUUAUUGUAUUGGGCUGGGAUUUUUCCAUGUGCGGAAAUUGAACUUUAGCCAGAUGCAGAGCAUGGCGAAGAGCAGCGCGAGCUUCCUCCUGGCGGGCGGCGGGGGCGGCGGCGGCUCUGGAGGGGGCAGCGGGACAGCCGGAGGCCAUAGCGGCCUCUCCUCCAACUUCAAUGAAUGGUACGUGUGAGGGGCCAGGCCUUCCUCCCGUCCCCUGUUAUCCCCUCCACCACAGCCCUCCCAAAACCCACCGAGGGCACCUUAGGAUCGUGUUGUUAAAAUCAUGAAUCUGAUUUUUAUGGUGAUGAAAAAAAAAGUUUUACCAGCAGAAGGAUUUUUAAAAGUUUUUUUUAAACAAUCAAGGCAUGAAAAGCAAAAUCUCUCUGUGUGUCUCUGAAGCUGAAAACAUAACAUAAAAUAAUAAAAAUUUUAAGAAAGUAAACUCCACGAAAAGCCAAACUUCCCUAGCAAGCCCCUGUCCCCCGCACACGCUUCCCAGUCUUUUGACCAACUGUACAUAGCCAUGGCGGACUCCUUCCUUUUCCACGGUGAUUUUAAUGGCUUAUUGGUGGAUAGAAGUUUGUCCAUUUGUAAACUCCGGAUUGCGUUCCUUCCCGCCUUUCUUCCCACCCCCUUCCCCAAGUGAUGGGCCUUUUCUUUUCCUAUUAGUUUACCCGGUUUCUUUUUUGAGUAAUGUGGAAGAAAAUGGUUUAUUUCGUAUUGUGGUAUUAAAUAUUGUGUUCCUUUUAAUGAGGCAACUUGAUUGUAAACUUCAUGCAACCAACUAUAGACUGGAAAAAAUGAGCCGUGCCAAAGUCUCCCUUCUGUUUCUUCAACACACCAACUCAUAGCACACAUCACCACCACCACCAACGCUUGUGAAUGUAUUUUUCUGUUAGCUGGGUUUACAUGUGAUGUUUCAGUGCUUUUGCGAGUUUGAUUUGUUAGUUGUUGUAUGAAAGAUUGGGGGGUGGGGUGGGAGUAAACGUUGUGCCCUUAGCUUUUUCCGUAAUAACACCCUUCUGUAAAUAUCCGUUGCCAUAUUUAUCCAUUUGUAAUUAAAUUAUGGUAUUAACUUGCUACAGAGGAAACAAUAUUUAUAAAGAAUGUUUCUUAACUAUAAAUAUGUACAAUUGUGGGCAUAAACUGUUUCAGAUUUUUUUAUUUGAAGGUUUAAGUGGUUUGAUCAUUUCUUGUGAUGUUUUGAGAGUAAUGCAUACAGAAAUAUAAUAAAAUGUGUUGAAAAUGCA